Molecule: messenger RNA, 618 nt
Organism: Prunus armeniaca (apricot)
Lineage: Eukaryota; Viridiplantae; Streptophyta; Magnoliopsida; Rosales; Rosaceae
Source: the annotation of a GenBank genome assembly
AUGAGUCCUUCUCUAGCCGUCUACUUGGUGGCAGCUAGGAAUCUUCUGACAGAAUUCAGAGAAGCCACUUGGGAACAUAUCCCAAGGGAAGAAAAUUUUGCAGCCAAUGAAUUUGCUCAGGUGGCAACAGGCAUACAAAUGCCCGAAGAUUGUGUACAAAGAAUCAUCAGGAUAGGAAAGAAAAGCCUACCAUCUGUUUUGACCAGGGGGAUGGAAAUAGAUGUCAAUUCUGCCACAAUCACUGAAGAUGAUUGGAGAAAUCCUAUCAUGACUUACUUACGAUAUCCAACUCUGCCCUCUGAAAAGAGAAUCAGAAUCAUGGCUUUAAACUACCUUAUGUGGAAUGAAGAUUUGGUCCGAAAAAGUAAGGAUGAGGUGCUUUUAAGGUGCCUCGGAAAGAAAGAAUACAUGAAAGUCAUGGGGGAAACCCAUGAAGGAAUCUGUGGAGCACAUCAAGGUGGGAGAAAAAUGUGCUGGUUAAUUAGAAGAUAUGGCUACUUCUGGCCAACCAUGAUGAAAGAUUGCAUUAACUAUUCCAAGGGAUGUGAAUCUUGUCAAAGACACGACCCGAUCCAGCAGGCUCCAUCAGUUCCCAUGAAUCCAGUGGUAAAGCCAUGA